This is a messenger RNA of Phytophthora sojae, 873 nucleotides long. RefSeq lists its product as hypothetical. The transcript has a single exon. The annotation marks the transcript as partial. NCBI's taxonomy places the organism in Eukaryota, Oomycota, Peronosporomycetes, Peronosporales, Peronosporaceae. Gene Ontology annotation, molecular function: protein-containing complex binding. The record is from RefSeq and is a predicted model, not a curated record.
CGCGUGAUGCGCUUGAUGUGCCGUGUAAGCUUCAUCGCACACACCCUGGCAUGCGGCUACUUUUUUGUUGCACGCGUAGCACGGGAUGCGAACGAAGGACGGACUAUCAGAUCGUAUUUUCCUGACGAACAGAACUCGAAUGGCGAUAUGUACGUUUACUUCCUCUACUGGGCCGUGACGACCAUGACAACGGUGGGGUAUGGAGACAGCCCGCCGCUUACAGUUGCGGAAGUUGGCUACGUUUCCAUCGGAGUCCUCGUUGGCGCCUCAACCUUCACCUAUGUCGUGGGUACACUCUCUAGCGUGGUUGAAGAGCUGAACGAGGCUUCGGACACGUUUCGCACUCGAAUUGACCACCUCAAAGCCUAUCUCCGUGAACGAGGAAUCUCUGGACCAUUGGCCGACCGUCUCCGCCGCUACUACGAGUACUAUCUCCUACAGCGUGACGACGAAAAUGAGGAAACCAUUCUAUCGGCGCUGUCAGACGAUCUCCGUAGUCAAUUGGUGCUGCAUUUGAACCGCGAUGUCGUGAGUAAGAUCGGCUUCUUCGCCACGCAAGAUGAUGCGUGUGUGAGCUACCUCAUGGGGAUCUUAGAUCCUGAGUUCUGCACCCCAGGCGAGUACGUGUUCAAGGAAGGCCAGGUAGGCCGUCACAUGUAUUUCCUCGUCAAAGGCGCGGCCGAAGUAGUCUUCAAGGCUGGAACGAGCGAGGAGCAGGUGGUUGCAACGCUGCUCGAGGGGAGCUACUUCGGUGAGAUCGCGAUGCUCACGCGCUCCAAGCGAGCUGCAAGUAUUCGAGCCAAGACGUACAUGAGCCUCUUCGUGCUCAGCUUGCACGGGCUCGAUCGAAUCUCGCUGCACUACCCGGAGAUG